UUGGCCUAUGAAGAAGACAUCUACGUAAUGGUUAAUUCAGUAAGAAGCCUGUUCAGUUCCAAGCACUUCUCGUUUGAUCCACUGCGGUCGCAAUUCAUAGAUUCUUCGGAAAUUUUCGAAACUGUGUGUUCGAAAACGUUGUGAUUUUGAGUUGUAAAAAUUGUGCAAAAACCCACCGGGGUGAUCAGUGGUUGAACUUUGGGGAAUAUUUUGGCAGGUUCUAAGGGAAGUUUUCGAUCCUAAUAGAUAGAGCCUUGAUUAGUGUCUAUUUGGCGAACAUCAGUGUUCAUGUCACCGUCAUUCAACAUCAUGAAAAAUUGGAAAGUGUUUUAAAAACCGUUAAGUGAUUUACUGUGAUAUUUGCGUCGGUUGAGUCGGUGUUUUUUGUGAUACUUUCAAGUUAACAAGCAAAAUGUUGAACUGUACGGACCUCGAGUGUAUCCUGCACCAUCACCACUACUAUGCCCAUCUGCAUCACCUCAAGCAUGGAACUCAUGUGGAUGAAGCUAUGUCUAAUGAAGGGGAGGGCUACAGUGACGAACCAGUACAGGGAUUCCCUAACGACACUGAUUCCGAUGUAUCCGAUUUAUCACAUCUGGAUGCUCCAAACGAAAGUUUGUACAUGAUCAGUGGCGUGUGUGUGGCGAUGUUACUGGUGGCUGUCAUYAUUAUCCUCCUGGCUAUUACGAUAAACAAACUUCGCAAGCGCGAAGAACAUUCAAACUCUGUUCACCCCGUACCUGAUGCUACGACAACCGUAGUAUUACAGACCACUGCGGUGCCCACAACUGUAACUACGAAUGGAACCACCCCCGUAGCAGCCACCCAACCCCAACGUGCCGAACCGAACGAUCCAUUGGCGUACCGAGGGCAGUUUCUGUGGGCUUUCCCCCCACAGCCUGCCGACCGGAUGUUGUACAAUAGCGAACAGAAAAACAUUGUACAAAACACCGACAGGCCGGGUUUCGUGAGAGGUUUUCGAAAAAAUCUGGGUGGAAAAUGGAGGCGUUUGGUGAAGAAGAAAUCACCAACGGAUGUUUACACCAUUCCGGCUGAGCUGAAGCCGCAGCUGAAGCAAAUCUACGUCUACUAGAUCUGGGAUGGAGGACAGUUUCUUUGCCAUUGGAAAUUGCCUCAUCGUGCGAUCGAAAUAAAAUGGUGGUUUUUUGCGUAUAAAAAGCCGACCAUUUCGUUUCGUGACGAUCGUGAACAGUAUUGAAAGCUACUUGGGUCUAACUAUUAAAUUAGGGGGGUUUUUUUUGUAUUUGAUUAAUUGUCCGCAAUCAUAGUUCUUUUUCUUAGGAAGAAUAGUUUUUAAAAUGAGACUGAUCUUAGGUUUUUAUUAUUAGAGAAACCGCUUACUCUGACAUACUAGCUUUAGUCUAAAUGUAAAUAACUGGAAAUUCGAAAAACAUGACCCGCCGUGGUUUCCCUUGUGAUUUCCUUAUCACCAGGAAACUUGCGGUUGAUGGUUCUUAAGAUUAUAUUUUUUUUUAGUAGAAAACGCUUCAGUAAUACGUAGGAAUUUAAGUAUAACUAGCUCAUAUUGAGCCGACCUUUCAGUUACAUUAUUCUUUUUUCAAUCUCGUUUAAUAUUGUACUCAGAACAGUAAGUGUAGUCGGGCUCAAUUUUCCUCGUUUGUUAUAAAAUUACGGAUUCAUUUCGUCGGAUCCGUCAUUUUCCCACAAACCUAGUCAAUGCCACAGCUAUAGAUUUUUAACAGUUUAAGUAAAUUAUUUUUGUCUCUUUCUCAGUAUUAUUAUACUUGUGUUAAACCCCUAUAUAAUAAAGUAGAAUUAAUGUCUGAACGCAACAUAUCCCAGUUACAACUUGAACUUGUUCUCAGUAUCGAUCUUAUUCGAUGCUAUAUCAUUCAAAAGCAAUAAUGUAAAAUAAUAAUUAUAAUAAUAGUAAUGUAAUAUAUUGUUAUUUUUUCCAUAAUA
Dendroctonus ponderosae (mountain pine beetle) is the source of this 1944-nucleotide messenger RNA. RefSeq lists its product as uncharacterized. The transcript is spliced from 7 exons. Lineage: Eukaryota; Metazoa; Arthropoda; Insecta; Coleoptera; Curculionidae. Bases 413 to 1093 code for a protein of 226 amino acids. The record is from RefSeq and is a predicted model, not a curated record.